GCGGUAGCUUCUUUGGCGUCGAGACUGAAAGCUGAACGCUGAACUUUGCGAGGCGCAUAUGGGAUUCGGCUGCUAGUCGGCUUUGUGUUAUUCUUGGAAAAUUUCGCACCACUUGUGAAUUCCUUGAACCUGGGCAUUGCAAACCCACUUCUGUUGGGCCCAUCUCCUUUGCACUUUGCUCAGAUUAAGACUCAGUUGGCGCUUCAGCAGCUGAAUGCCGUUGCCUCACAUGGUUCAACACCACCUUAUGCUUUAUUAAAUCAGGCUUUCUUGAAAAUAGCCAUGUCGAGACCCAGGUUUAAUCCUCGAGGAAACUUUCCACUUCAGAGGCCACGAGCACCUAACCCUUCUGUAAUGAGGCCUCCAGGACCAUUUAUGAGACCUGGAUCUAUGGGUCUCCCAAGAUUUUACUCGGCAGGAAGAGCCCGUGGGAUUCCACACAGAUUUCCUGGACAUGAAUCUUACCAGAAUGUUGGACCACAGAGAAUGAACGUUCAGGUAACUCAACACCGAACUGAUCCAAGAUUGACUAAAGAAAAAUUGGAUUUUCAUGAAGCACAACAAAAGAAGGGGAAGCCUCAUGUUAGCCGAUGGGAUGAUGAGGCUCAGAUGGCUGCAUCAGUAGGAGUGAAACAGAGUUCUAUAGCACAGGUUACGGAGCAGAGUCCUAAAGUACAGAGUCGCUAUACAAAAGAGAGUGCAUCAAGUAUUUUAGCAAGUUUUGGAUUAUCUAAUGAAGACUUAGAAGAACUUAGUCGCUAUCCUGAUGAACAGCUAACUCCUGAAAAUAUGCCAUUAAUUUUGAGGGAUAUAAGAAUGCGAAAAAUGGGGCGCCGAUUACCUAAUUUAUCUUCUCAGAGCAGGAAUAAAGAAACCCUUGGUAAUGAGGCAGUUUCAAGAAAUGUGAUUGAUUAUGGGCAUGCAAGUAAAUAUGGCUACACAGAAGAUCCUCUUGAAGUUCGUAUUUAUGACCCUGAAAUUCCAACUGAUGAGGUCAAGAAUGAAUUUCAGUCACAGCAGAGCAUUUCUGCGUCUCCUUCCUCAUCAAAUGUGAUAUGCAAUUCUAUGUUUCCAGUUGAAGAUGUGUUCAGACAGAUGGACUUCCCCAGUGAAUCUUCCAAUAAUCAAUCUUAUUUCCCAGUUGAGAGUGGAAGCAAGAUGUCAGGCUUACAUAUUUCAGGAGGACAGUCAGUCCUUGAACCUGUAAAAUCUGCGAACCAAGCCAUUAGCCAGACAACUAGCCAGACAGCAAGUCAGUCUCUGAUUACUCCAUCUAUGAACCAGCAAACUUUUUCUUCUGAAUUAAUUUCAACUGUGAGCCAACAAGAGCGGAUCUCCCAUGAACCUGCAAUGAACUCAUCUAAUGUUGGAUCAGGAGGAAAUAAAAAGAAUUAUCAGUCAGAGGCUGAUGCUCCUAUUCAGUCUCCUUUUGGGAUUGUGAAAGCAUCAUGGCUACCAAAGUUUUCUGAUGCCCAGAAGAUGAAGAGAUUGCCAACUCCUUCUAUGAUGAAUGAUUAUUAUGCAGCAUCUCCAAGAAUAUUUCCACAUUUGUGUUCUCUGUGUAACGUAGAAUGUAGUCAUUUGAAGGAUUGGAUUCAGCACCAAAAUACAUCAACUCAUAUUGAGAGCUGCCGACAAUUACGUCAACAAUAUCCUGAUUGGAAUCCUGAGAUCCUCCCAUCAAGAAGAAAUGAUGGCACUAGGAAAGAGACUCAAACUCCAAGAAGACGUUCUCAUUCACCGAGUCCUAGGCAUUCUAGGAGAUCAAGUUCAAGUCACAGAUUUCGUCGAUCUCGAAGCCCAGUACGUCAUAUGUAUAGACCAAGAAGUCGAAGUCCAAGAAUUUGUCAUCGUUUCAUUUCUAGAUACAGAUCCAGGUCCCCUAACCCAUCAUAUCGAAUCAGAACUGCUUUUAGCCCAGAAAGUUACCGAUUGAGUCGCACUGAAAGGUCAUCAAGAAGAUCCGUGAGAUCAUCAGAUAAAGAAAAAGCUUCAGAAGAUACAGUACGAUCCGGACAUGGAUCUGAAACGAGUAAAAAGAAGCAUCUUGAAGCCGUUGAUAAAGAUAAAGGACACUCACCAACACAAAAGCCUAAAAGUAGCAGUGGAUCAAAACCAUCAGUUAAAUCUACAAGUUGCACAAAGAGUGAUUCAAGUACUCGUCAUAAGUCAAAGAACCUUGAAGAUGGUGGCUUACCAGAAAGUAAACAAGCAUCUGAUAAAGUUGUUUCUGUCCAGCGAAAGGUCCGCAAAGACCACUCUGUAGUUGUUGUUGUGUCUGAAUUACCAGAGGAUGGCUGUACUGAAGAAGAUAUCAGAAAAGUAUUUGAACCACUAGGAAAAGUUAAUGAUGUGCUGAUUGUUCCAUAUAGAAAGGAGGCUUACUUAGAAAUGGAAUUUAAAGAUUCAGUUACUACAGUCUUCAAGUAUGUUGAAAGAACACCUCUAGUGAUAAAAGGAAAACGUGUGAAAAUACGUGUACCAGGGAAGAAAAAAUCACAGAACAAAGAGGUGAAGAAAAAGACUUCGGAUUCAAAGAAAACGUCCACAUCUAGUUUAAAAAAAGAUACAGAUUCCUCAAAAGCAGCUGAAAAUGUUCCUUCAUCUUCCACUGCCAAAAGUGGACAAACCAAGACAUCAACCAAAGUGAAUAAACCUUCAGGGAAAUCGGCAAGCUCUGUUUCAGUAGCUACUAAAGGUAAUAAAACUUCAAUCAAAACGGGAAAAUCUAUUGGAAAGAAGUCUCUAGAAGUAAAAAAGUCUGCCAAUGUCAAAAACAAAGACUCCAAUAAACCUGUGACUGUCCCAGAAAAUUCUGAAAUACAGACCAGUGUGGCAGCCAAAGCUGCUGAAAACAAUGUUAAAGAAACAAUUUCAGAAACUGCUUUGGAGACCAAAGGAAAGCAAGAAUCACUUAGCAAGGAAAUAGAGGAAAUGUGUGUGGUCCUGGUAUCUAAUUUGCCUACUAAAGGAUAUUCUACUGACGACAUUUACAACCUAGCGAAACCAUUUGGUGGUUUGAAUGAUAUUUUGAUUUUAUCAUCUCAUAAAAAGGCAUAUAUAGAAAUAAGUAGAAAAUCUGGAGAUUCUAUGGUAAAAUUUUAUACCUGCUUCCCAAUUUCUAUGGGUGGAAAUCAACUCUCACUAAGCAUGGCUCCUGAAAACAUGAAUAUCAAAGAUAAGGAAGCUAUAUUUACAACCUUGAUUAAAGAAGAUGAUCCAGAGGCAAAUAUCGAUAAAAGUUAUGAUCGAUUUGUACAUCUUGAUAACUUACCAGAAGAUGGACUUCAGUGUGUACUUUGUAUUGGACUUCAGUUUGGAAAAGUGGAUCACCACAUAUUCAUGAAUAACAAAAACAAGGCAAUUCUUCAAUUAGAUAGUCCUGAAUCUGCUCAGUCAAUGUACAACUUUUUGAAACAAAAUCCACAGAACAUAGGUGACUAUGUAUUGACCUGCACAUUAUCUCCGAAGAUAGACUCACUUAAGGCUCAAGUUGAGAAAAAUUCAGAACAGGAGAAAGAAAGCUCUGACUUGAAAAACAGUCCAGUUGAUGAGAGUGAGGUGCAAACAGCAGCUGAUAGUCCCUCUGUUAAACCUAGUGAGGCUGAAGAAGAGACGACUUCCAGUAUUCAAACAGAACCUUCUGUACACCAGGAAGAACCUUGUGAGGAACAACUGGAAAAGGCCCUCUGUGACACUGACUUUGCUACUAAAACACUGGAUGUUGAGACUCAAGGAGAGAAAAUCAAAGUGGAAAUGCCUCUGAUGGUAUCUCCUCCAGGCAGUAUUGAAUUUUUUCCUGAAAAUGUAAAGGAGCCUAAUUUAAAUUCACAAGUAUAUACAACUGACUUUGAGAUGGAAGAGUCAGAAAUUGUUAAUCCUGAAACAGAAUUAUCAGCAUCUGAUGGUACAUUUAUGGAAGAAAGGAACAUCAAAGGAAUUCUAGAAGAAUCUACAUCUGAAGCAGAAGACUUCUUUUCUGGAAUUGCACAGUCUGUGGAAGAGGGAGUAUCUGAAGCAAACAAACAUGAAACUGUUUCAGAUAUAGUACCAUCUGCUUGUGUUGUGGCCUUGGUACCAGGAAUUUCCAUUGAGGAUGAGAAUGCAAUGAGCAGAAAGGGAAUUUCUGGGAAAAGUAACAUUGAUGAAAAGGAGGAGAAUGAAUUCAGUACUAAGGAAGCUGCAGUGGAUAUACAAACAGGAACAGAGAAGGCCAAAAAGAAUGAAACUGGGAUGGUUGCAGAGAAGUUGGAAAAGAUUGUGGCAGCAGUGAAAGAAAAGUCUGCAGAAAACACUGUGACCACGGCAUACCCAAAUAAAGGAGUGAAUCAGGUCAAUAAACCUGAUGAAACUAGUAAAACUAUUCUGACAUUAAAUGUAUCUAGCAGUAAAUCAUCCAUCAAGGCUUCGAUAGGCUCUAAUCCAAAGGCAAAAGCUGCAACGUCAAAAACUGAAAACCAGAAAAGUUUACUAAAAUCUGUGUUCAGAGAUCAAAUAAAUGCGGAAAAGAAACUUGUAGCCAAGGAAUUAGGUGUACUUAAGCCUACAAGUUCUGGGUCCUUGGCACAAAGCAGCAGUAAAUCCAAACUCACUCAAAGCAGUGUUACCAGAGGUGGAAGUGGAAGAGUAUCAGCCCUGCAAGGCAAGGAUUCUAAACUGGAUUACAGGGAUAUAACAAAACAGUCUCAGGAAACAGAGGCUAGACCUUCCAUCAUGAAACGGGAUGACAGCAACAAUAAGACUUUGUUUGGGCAAAAUACUAAGAAUUCUAGAAGUACCACUAGUAGAAGUUCUAAAUCUAAAGAGGAACCAUUAUUUCCCUUCAAUUUGGAUGAAUUUGUUACUGUGGAUGAGGUUAUAGAAGAAGUGAAUCCUUCUCAAGCCAAGCAGAAUCCACCAAAAGGAAAAAGGAAAGAGACUCUUAAAAAUAUCCCUUCCUCUGAACUUAGGUUAAAGAAGAAGGGAGAAAGUUCUGCCCCUCAUGUUGUUGAGGGAGAAUUGUCUUUUGUGACAUUGGAUGAGAUUGGGGAGGAAGAAGAUGCAGCUGCACAUCUAGCACAAGCUCUAGUUACAGUGGAUGAAGUAAUUGAUGAAGAAGAACUAAAUAUGGAAGAAAUGGUAAAAAAUUCAAAUUCACUUCUUACAUUAGAUGAGUUAAUUGAUCAGGAUGAUUGCAUUUCCCAUAGUGAGCCUAAAGAUGUUACUGUCUUGUCAGUGGCAGAAGAACAAGAUCUUCUCAAACAGGAACGCUUAGUAACUGUGGAUGAAAUUGGAGAGGUAGAAGAACUACCUUUAAAUGAGUCAACAGAUGUAACUUUUGCCACUUUGGAUACUAAAGGUGAUGAAGGAAAUACUGUGAAUGAGUCCAUCGGAUUCAUUUCUUCUCAGUUGCCUGAAGACCCAUCUACGUUAGUUACUGUUGAUGAAAUACAAGAUGAAAACACUGAUAUGAAUUUAGUGACUUUGGAUGAAGUAACUGAAGAGGAUGAAGACUCUCUCGCAGAUUUUAACAACCUUAAAGAAGAACUUAAUUUUGUUACUGUUGAUGAAGUUGGAGAAGAGGAAGAUAGAGAAAAUGAUUUAAAAGCUGAGUUGGCGCAAAGUAAAAAUGAUCAUCCCAUAGGUGGUAGAAAGGGAGAUCAAAGAAAGAGACCUGUGGAUACAACGAAGACAAAACUUGAAUUGUCCCAAGUGGGUCAAAUAGACGAGAAUGUUAAGGAAGAAGAUCUGAAAGCCAUGAUUGAAAGACAUUUUGCUGCUAAAACACCAACCAAGAGAGUUAGAAUUGGGGAGACACCACCAUCAGAAAAAGCAGAUGCAACAGAACCAACAAAAGGUGAAGAGGCCUUCAAAAUUAGUGAAGUAGAUGAAGAAUUUGAAUUAGAUGACUCAGAACCAGAGCGAAAACGCAUGAAACUUGAGGACUCAGAGGAAUCUGAUGCCCCUACUGAUUUAGACUUUCUUGUCCCCAAGGCUGGAUUCUUCUGUCCAAUUUGUUCCGUCUUCUGCUCAGGUGAAAAGGCAAUGGUAAAUCACUGCAAGAGUACACGUCAUAAGGAAAAUACAGAGAAGUUCAUGGCCAAUCAAAGAAAGGAGAAGGAUCAGAAUGAGGCUGAAGAAAGAAGCUCUAGGUGA
Molecule: messenger RNA, 6135 nt
Organism: Chrysochloris asiatica (Cape golden mole)
Lineage: Eukaryota; Metazoa; Chordata; Mammalia; Afrosoricida; Chrysochloridae
Gene: ZNF638
Product: zinc finger protein 638
Exons: 28
Coding region: 283-6135 (1950 amino acids)
Biological process (GO): RNA splicing; regulation of RNA splicing
Cellular component (GO): nucleus
Molecular function (GO): mRNA binding; zinc ion binding
Source: RefSeq, a predicted model, not a curated record